UUGUAGGAACUAGAGAGAGGGUGUGACGUAAUUCCGCUUCCACCACGUUUCUUUUUCUUCCGGUCCUUGAGUACUUAGUACCGUAACUGGUGUUCGACUCCAGCUGGGGCUGCAGAAGGCGACAGUGGUCAUGGCGAUGUUUGAGCAGAUGAGAGCAAACGUGGGCAAGUUGCUCAAGGGUAUCGACAGGUACAAUCCCGAGAACUUGGCUACCUUGGAGCGGUAUGUGGAGACACAGGCCAAGGAGAAUGCCUAUGAUCUAGAAGCCAACCUGGCCGUCCUGAAACUGUACCAGUUCAACCCAGCCUUCUUCCAGACCACAGUCACUGCCCAGAUUCUGCUGAAAGCCCUCACCAACCUGCCCCACACCGACUUCACUCUGUGUAAAUGUAUGAUCGACCAGGCACAUCAAGAAGAGCGGCCCAUCCGACAGAUCUUGUACCUCGGGGACCUGCUGGAGACCUGCCACUUUCAAGCCUUCUGGUUCUAGGGGACCCAUCGUGUUCUUCUGGCCUCCAUGGACAUUGCCUGUCUUAGUCGGGUUUCUCUUCCUGCACAAAAAGUACAUCAUGACCAAGAAGCAAGUCAGCACUGGAACUCAAACAAGCCAGGAAGCAGGAGCUGAUGCAGAGGCCAUGGAGGGAUGUUACUUACUGGCUUGCUCUCUUAUAGAACCCAAGACCACCAGCCCAGGGAUGGCACCACCCACAAUGGGCUGGGUCCUCCCCCCUUGAUCACUAAUUGAGAAAAUGCCUUACAGCUGGGUCUCAUGGAGGCAUUUCCUCAAGGGAGGCUCCUCUCUCUGUGAUAACUCCAGUUUGUGUCAAGUUGACACACAAAACCAGCCAGUACACUGGCCAUGCACUUGGUACACAUGCAGGCAAAACACCCUGCCUUUUGUUUUGUUGUAUAACAAGAACCAGAGUUUGGCUCCAGCACAGUUGCUGGGCAGCCUUUUCUGGCCACCAUGGUCACCCACUCACAUCUGUUCAUGCUCACAUGGAUACGUUCACACACACAUAAAUAUAAAAUUUUUCCUUUUUAAAGGAGAUUUAUUAUUUUAUGCAUGGGAGUGCUCUAGCUGCACGCACACCUAUUUGCCAGAAGAGGGCAUAAAAUAACAUAGAUAGUUGAGAGCCACCUGUGGUUACUGGGAAUUGAACUCAGGACCUCCUCCAAGUUAACCACUGGACCAUCUUUUCAGCCCCAAAUCUUGCCUUCUAAAAUAAAUGUUUAGAAGACAAAACACAAUAGCAAAAAAAAAAAAAAAAAAAAACCUGGAGCCUGGGGAGGAUGGAAGCCUGUAGGUCCCAAGCCCCAUCAUGCCAGGUCUGCAGUGAGCCUUUGCCUUCCUACAGAGCUUGCCAGAACCUCUGAGGCAUGGUUUGAGCCCCACCCCUUCUUCAUCCAAGGCAAGGCUAUAGAAAAGUCAGACCAUUAUCUACUGAAAACAUACAAAACAGAAGGUCUGACAUCCCAAAAAUUCAUGUUCAGUGGUCAGGUCAAAGACUGUGGGUUGCCUUCCUCAGUGUCCCCUCCCCCCUGCUGACUUAGAAGCCACUCUGCUGUGUUCACUGAGGGCUCCGUGGUGCCCUCUGCCCAGCUUUCAGCAUACACCAUGCCAUCUCCUGAUAUAUCCCCAGUGAACUUGGCCUUCGGGUGUCGUUUCCAGUGCAGACAUGGUCACGUGGCUUCCAGGACGGUCCUGGGUUUCCUCCCAUCUUACUAACAGCUUCCAACGAAGUGCAGGCCCCUCCUCCUCCCACUCCCGUUGAAGAUGCUUUGCUGAGAGUAGAAACCUUGGGGGUGGAGGGUGAAGGGUGAGCUGCAAAGGGAGCCUUUAGGCACAGAACAGCCUAAAGAUAGAUGAGGUGUGGUGGGUGGGAGGGGUAGUGAGGAAACCCUAUGGCUGAGGGAGAUGGAGGCCAUGGAGAAUGUACCAAUGACCUGCCUCUGUGUGUGUGUGUGUGUGUGUGUGUGUACACGCGUACGCGCACGCGCACGCGCACGCGCGCACACAUUUACAUUCUGUGAUUUGAUUGUUGAAUUUCCCAGCCAGGCAGAGGCAGGUGAAUUUCUUUGAGUUUAAGGCCACCUGGUUUUUAGAGCCAAGUUUAGGACAGCCAAGGCUACACAGAGAAACCUUGUCUUAAACCCGAGAGAGAGAGACACGGGCAGGACCUCCUGCAUCCAGACUGAUCCCACCUGCUGACGGGAACUUGUGAUCCUCCUGCCUCAGCCUUUGGAGCAUCAGCAGCACUUGCUGGUUCUUGUGAUGCUGGAGUGCUAGUGCACAUGUUAAUUAAUGCUCGGGGCAUCGUCUCUUCCACAGCAAGCCCUGGAUGAGAACAUGGACCUCCUGGAAGGCAUAACUGGCUUUGAAGACUCUGUCCGAAAA
Rattus norvegicus (Norway rat) is the source of this 2398-nucleotide messenger RNA. The record is from RefSeq and is a predicted model, not a curated record. Lineage: Eukaryota; Metazoa; Chordata; Mammalia; Rodentia; Muridae.